AUGAACAUUAAAAGACCAUCUCAACCUCCUCCUCCUUCAAUCCCUGAUGGAUGGUUAGCCGUAUGGGACGAAGAAUAUCAAUGUUACUUUUAUGUCAAUAAAUAUACAAAUGAAUCAACUUGGGAGUUACCAACACGAGUCCCUCCACAACAUCCUCCUCAAACACAAACAAGAUCACAAUCCCAAGAACAAUACUACCCAGCCAAUACUCAACAAGUGCAACAAAUACCACAACAAGUACAGCAAGUACCCCAACAAGUGCAACAACAACCUCAAGUCCAAACUACCCCUGUUCAAACUGGUCCAAGUAAGGGUUCAAUGGUGGCUGCUGGUGCUGGUCUCUUUGCUCUUGGUUCGCUCAGUGGAAGACGUCGUCGUCCAGUUGCUGUUGUUCCAGUCGGUGUCAGACCUGGCCGAAGAAGAUUCUAA
Molecule: messenger RNA, 429 nt
Organism: Ascoidea rubescens DSM 1968
Lineage: Eukaryota; Fungi; Ascomycota; Saccharomycetes; Ascoideales; Ascoideaceae
Product: WW domain-containing protein
Exons: 2
Coding region: 1-429 (142 amino acids)
Molecular function (GO): protein binding
Source: RefSeq, a predicted model, not a curated record